Debaryomyces fabryi is the source of this 381-nucleotide messenger RNA. RefSeq lists its product as uncharacterized. The coding region runs from base 1 to 381 and encodes 126 amino acids. Gene Ontology annotation, biological process: vacuolar proton-transporting V-type ATPase complex assembly. Gene Ontology annotation, cellular component: endoplasmic reticulum membrane. The transcript has a single exon. NCBI's taxonomy places the organism in Eukaryota, Fungi, Ascomycota, Pichiomycetes, Serinales, Debaryomycetaceae. The record is from RefSeq and is a predicted model, not a curated record.
AUGUCAUUCUUUGUUGAAUUAUGGGAGUCUGUCUUCACUCCUGGUACUACACCAGCUUUGAUCAAAGCUACACACGCAUCAUUCAUUAUGUUAAUAAUUUCACUUUUGUUUCUAAUAUAUCUUAGUGGGUCUAUUCAUUUCAUUAAUUUGCUUGUGAUAGCCCUUAUGCUUUAUGGUUCAGUUAUAUGGUUUAUCAAUGAACUCAAUAAGGCUAAGUUGAAGGAUAAUGCAGCCUUGGAAAAGGAGGAUGAAUCUGCUGAGAAAGAAGUCAAAUUAAGCUCAGACAAGGAUGUGGCAAAUGAAAAAUCUACCGAAGCUGAGUCAACCGGUGCAUCUAAAGGUAUUUCAAAGCCUAUCCCAGCUAAGAAGAGGAAAGCAUAA